Molecule: messenger RNA, 937 nt
Organism: Harpia harpyja (harpy eagle)
Lineage: Eukaryota; Metazoa; Chordata; Aves; Accipitriformes; Accipitridae
Gene: AVPI1
Product: arginine vasopressin induced 1
Exons: 3
Coding region: 264-821 (185 amino acids)
Source: RefSeq, a predicted model, not a curated record
CCCGUCCCGCCGCCGCGGGGCUGGCCGCGCCGCGGGGCGCGGCGGGAGGAGGCGGCCGGUGCCGGCGGUGGGGUCGGGGUCGGGAGCUCACCGGGACACCGCGCGGCGGCCGGCGGGGGGCGCGCGCCGGGGCUCCCCUCUACGUCACCCGGGAUUCCCCCUCGGCGUGACGCGCGCCGGGGCUCCGCCCAGGGGCGGGGCCGCGCCCGCCUCGCCCCGCCUAUUGACGUCACUUGCGCCACGUGUCUCCCCUCCGAGGGGCGAUGCGGCCGCGCCCCUCGGCGCCGAUUGGCCCUGGCAGCGGGAGGCGAGCGCGGAUUGGCGGCGGGGCGCGGGGCGAGGCGGGGGCGCGGCGGGUGAAUGAACGGGGCGCGCGGCGGCGGCGGGACCCCGGUGCGGAGCGGCCCCGGGAGCGCAGCGGCACCCGGCGGACCCACGCCGGUCCGCCACCGCCAGCAGCCGGGGCCAUGGGCACGCCGGCCUCGGUGGUGAGCGACCCUCCGGGGCGGGCGGCGCCCGCAGCCCGCGGCCGCAAGCGAGCCUCGGCCAACAUCUUCCAGGGCGUGGGGCUGCCGGAGCUGCGGAGCCUGUUCCGGAGCGGCGGGGCCGAGCGGCCCGAGGAGCGCGCCCGCCUCGUCUGGCGGUACGCGGGCCAGCGACGCAUGGCGCGGGCCCUGCGGCGGCUCCGGCGGCGGCGGCCGGCCCGGGAUGGCGGCAGGAUGGCGGCGCUGCAGCGGUUCGGCCGCCUGCGGAUCGCGGAGAAGGAGCCGGAGGGCGGCUGCGGGGCCGAAGCGUGCUUGGGGUCCACACAGCAGUGCUGAGCGGCCGGGCCACGGAGGAGCAGGGCUGCUGGACAGCAGGUACCGGGACAGCCAGGCUCUCCGAGGACCCGAAGCCUACGGGACAGGGUGCAACGGUUAAUAAAAGGUGGACAGUG